AUGGGACGGACUCCAGUCUACAGGUACAUCACCCCAGACACCACCCUGGGACGGACUCCAGUCUACAGGUACAUCACCCCAGACACCACUCUGGGACGGACUCCAGUCUACAGGUACAUCACCCCAGACACCACUCUGGGACGGACUCCAGUCUACAGGUACUUCACCCCAGACACCACCCUGGGACGGACUCCAGUCUACAGGUACAUCACCCCAGACACCACUCUGGGACGGACUCCAGUCUACAGGUACUUCACCCCAGACACCACCAUGGGACGGACUCCAGUCUACAGGUACAUCACCCCAGACACCAAUCUGGGACGGACUCCAGUCUACAGGUACAUCACCCCAGACACCAAUCUGGGACGUACUCCAGUCUACAGGUACUGCAUCACAGACACCACCCUGGGAUGGUCUCCAGUCUACAGGUACAGAACCCCAGACACCACUCUGGGACGGACUCCAGUCUACAGGUACAGAACCCCAGACACCACUCUGGGACGCACUCCAGUCUACAGGUACAUGACCCCAGACACCACUCUGGGACGGACUCCAGUCUACAGGUACAUCACCCCAAACAACACACUGGGACGGACUCCAGUCUACAGGUACUGCAUCACAGAAACCACCCUGGGACAAUCAUUAGUCUCACAAUCACGGGGACGUAAGGGACUCCAGCUGAAAGACAGACAGACAGUCUCACAGUCAAGAGGACAGGAAGGGACUCGAAUCUACAGGUACUGCACCUCAGACACCACCCGGGGACAGUCUCCAAUCUACACGUAA
Messenger RNA from Salvelinus sp. IW2-2015, 786 nucleotides. Lineage: Eukaryota; Metazoa; Chordata; Actinopteri; Salmoniformes; Salmonidae. The record is from RefSeq and is a predicted model, not a curated record.